AUGCAUUUCAUACCUUAACACAUAGUUGUCUCUUCCAGCCCUACAGAACAAAAAGCAUGGGAACUUAUUAGUGGUCUGAGUAAUCACGUGAUAUCCCCCAACGGUUUCUUUUUUUAUUUAUCUCUUAUGUAAUACGCCUUUGGCCUAAAUGCAUAUAAAACCUCACACUGGGUAAGACAUGAAAGCCAUUUCGAACAUGUCAUAUACCAUGAAUAUGUAGCUAAAGGUGACCAUCACCCCUUUACCCGGCAUUGAGUCAUUGAGUCUUUUACUUCACUGUCAUGAAGAGCACAGAACAUCUGAACAUGAGAUUUAGUGGGUAGGGUAACAACGGAAUCACGUGAAAGUCAGAAAGAAAAAUUAGAACUUGACCUUGAAGACUCUAACCCAGGUACAUUCUAGUGCUACAAGGUAUCACCAGCUCAGAUCAGGUAGUGGCAGGUACUUCAUGAACCCCACUACCCCUCCACCCCUCCAAUGGCAAGAGCACUGUAAUAGAAAGCUCUGAGGUAUUUCAAAGUUCAAAAUCAAAUUAUUACUCAUUGUCCUUUUUUUUUAUCGCUAUUAAAUUCGGCAUCGACUUGGACCAGAACGAAAAAAAAAAAGAAUAGAAAUAAGAAUCAUGUCGUCUGAAGCCCUCACAUCCAUCCCUCUCACUUCUCUUCCCCGUCUGUCUCAGGGAAAAGUCAGGGACCUUUUCUCUCUUCCAGACAACCACACGCUUCUCUUUGUUACAUCAGAUCGCAUAAGUGCCUAUGAUGUAAUUCUCAAGAACGGUGUUUCAUCCAAGGGGGUCAUCUUGACCCUCCUAUCUGCCGAAUUCUUCAAAGUGCUUUCAUCUCGUAUUCCGGGCUUGAAGCAUCACUUUAUUGGCCUUGGUCCGUUGUCGGCAUCUAACAUCGUCACUGCUGAAGAGCAACAGAUGCUCCGCGGCCGCUCAAUGACUGUCCGCCGUCUCAAAAUAUUUCCCAUCGAAGCAAUAGUACGUGGAUAUGUCACUGGAAGCGCGUGGUUAGAGUACCAGAAGAGUCAAACGAUCCACGGCAUUGAACAAGUUCCUGGUCUUUCACAAUGUCAACAACUCCCUCAGCCCAUAUAUACACCAUCUACUAAAGCAGAGCUAGGGGAGAAAGAUAUCAACAUCUCCCCAGCCGAGGCGAGAAAAAUUGUGGGCGAUAAAUAUGCUUCGCGCAUCGAGGACUUGGCAAUCGCAUGCUACAAAGCGGGGGCCGCAUAUGCAGAAGAACGCGGCAUCAUCAUAGCGGAUACUAAGUUUGAGUUCGGAUUGGACGAGGAAACUGACGAGAUAUACCUUGUAGACGAAGUUCUCACGCCCGACUCAUCACGCUUCUGGAGCAAAGCCGACUAUGAAGUUGGACGGGAACAGGAUUCAUUUGACAAGCAAGUUCUCAGAAAUUGGUUGACAUCAAACGGUUUGAAAGGAAAGCCGGAUGUGCAGAUGCCCCCCGAAGUUGUAGAGAAGAUAAAGGGACGAUAUCUAGAACUGUUCGAGCGGCUAACAGGAAACACGUUAGAGGAUGCCUUAAAAGGUUUGUAAAGUUGAAACUGCCAAAAUAGGAGCAGCAACACUUUGCGUAGUAAAUCCAAUGGCAUCUCUGAUGCAACGGCUUGUGGCUAGGUAUUAGGUAGUAAAUACGUCUGGUUAUAGCCGUGGAGUUUUCAAGUUCGGAUAUAGACCUGACUAGAUCAGAUAUCUACUAUCAAUGCCCUCUUAAGUGCCUGGCUAUCAGGUAGGUGUUGAUCAGAUUUAACGAUACUACGUAUCCCACGCCGGAUUUAAUUUUGAACGAAGUUUCCGGACGCAUACCUAGUGGAUAGAUAGGCAUCUACAACCUUUAUAAGCUUCGAAUUGAUUUGGACGUUCGGAGUUUUUGCUCUUAUUGGCAACCAUUUGGUGUGGUCGCAGUUAACUAGGAUAUCGUCUUGCGAGCUAGACGAAUGUCUUGAUGAAACUGCAUGAAGCAGUCAAGACACCAGAAGAUACGAUGCAUAGUGAACGCCACCACGCAGAGGAGAUUGGCGGGAAUAUACAUUGCGGCCCUUGAGUCUAUGAUAUAUCCCACCUCGGGAUCUGAUCUCUUGAACAAGUCCGGAAAUCGAGAAGGGGAUAACUGCGAACUAUUAUCUCACUAUACUCUGUCUACCACAUCAAGCUGGUAUUAAAAUGCUUUGCACGCCGCUACUGUAAUUAUCGAAAAUAGAUGAGAGGAAAAACAAACUCCU
Molecule: messenger RNA, 2244 nt
Organism: Hypoxylon fragiforme
Lineage: Eukaryota; Fungi; Ascomycota; Sordariomycetes; Xylariales; Hypoxylaceae
Product: SAICAR synthetase
Exons: 12
Coding region: 623-1558 (311 amino acids)
Biological process (GO): 'de novo' IMP biosynthetic process
Cellular component (GO): cytoplasm
Molecular function (GO): phosphoribosylaminoimidazolesuccinocarboxamide synthase activity
Source: RefSeq, a predicted model, not a curated record